Molecule: messenger RNA, 1013 nt
Organism: Brassica napus (rape)
Lineage: Eukaryota; Viridiplantae; Streptophyta; Magnoliopsida; Brassicales; Brassicaceae
Product: 40S ribosomal protein S15-2-like
Exons: 4
Coding region: 1-621 (206 amino acids)
Biological process (GO): ribosomal small subunit assembly; translation
Cellular component (GO): ribosome; cytosolic small ribosomal subunit
Molecular function (GO): structural constituent of ribosome
Source: RefSeq, a predicted model, not a curated record
AUGGUUCUCCAUAACAAAAAACCCAAGCAGCAGUUACUUACAGAGCUUCUCGAACCAAAAACAAUGGCUGAUCAAGUCGAAUCAGACGUUCCCACAGCUGCUCUUGCGAAGAAGAGAACGUUCAAGAAGUUCUCCUACAAAGGAGUCGAUCUCGAAACUCUUCUUGAGAUGCCCACUGAUGAUCUUGUUAAGCCCUUCCCCGCCCGUAUUCAAAGAAGGUUGUCUAGAGGUCUGACGAGGAAGCCUUUGGCUCUAAUAAAAACAUUGCGCAAUGCGAAAAGGAAUGCACCAGCUGGUGAGAAGCCAGAAGUAGUGAGAACACAUCUAAGGAACAUGGUGAUUAUGCCUGAAAUUAUUGGAAGCAUCAUCGGUGUGUACAACGGAGAAACGUUUAACCAGAUCGAGAUUAAACCGGAGAUGAUGGGACACUACCUUGCGGAGUUCUCAAUCGAGAUUAAACCGGAGAUGAUGGGACACUACCUUGCGGAGUUCUCAAUCGAGAUUAAACCGGAGAUGAUGGGACACUACCUUGCGGAGUUCUCAAUUUCUUACAAACCGGUUAAGCACGGUAGGCCUGGUCAGGGUGCUACACCCUCCUCUAGGUUUAUUCCUCUCAAGUGAAGCCAUUACAAGACUCCAUGCUAUUUUCUACCUUAUCUUUUAUUUUAUUUUACACAUCUAAUUCUAUCUUCUUUAGUUGACUCUAUUGUCUUACAAAAAUUCGAAUUAUUUUCUUUUUUUAAUUAACACCAUGGGGUUUAAACUCGAGUUAAAGUAUGAAAUUUACUUGAUUUUACACAUGUUUAUGUAUCAGCCAUGAUAUCUCAUAAACUCAAGGAGUUGUAAUAGUGGAACCUUUCUUUAGGUCAAAAGCAACAUCGUGCCGUGAGAAAGACGUAAGUCUCACAAAAAAAUGCCAAAGCAAAAAGUAUAUAAUAAAAAAACACAAAAUCACAGUGAAGAGAGACACUUCUACUUUUAUUAAUGAGCUUGACUUGGUUCUAGUUAUAACU